CCAGAGAUUGAAAGAGAGGGGGAGGAGCCCAGUGUCAGGCGGUACCAGGCGGUGUCGGGAGGCUAGGGGCGUGGUCAAGCCCCAGUGGGCGGAGACUCAGGUGUUUUCAGCGGGGCGUCUGAGCAGGCAUGGCGGAGGCAGCGGCGGAGAAAGCCUAUUACCGGUUCGUUGUGCUUUUCUUCAAUUGCCUCUUGACCUUUGGCUCUUACUUCUGCUUUGACAUCCCCAGUGUCUUGCAAGAGCAGUUUCAAGGGAAUCUAACCUGCCCCAAUGGAACGCAGCAUAAUGGCACAGGACACAACGGAACAGCCGACUGUGUCGAAGGCCUUGGCAUGACGCCAGAAGAGUACAAUCUUUUGUACGCCAUCUAUGCCUGGACUAAUGCACUCGUGGUGAUCGUGGCUGGUUUCUUGAUUGACAAGCUGGGAAAUCGCUUUGGCGUCUUUGUCUUCUCAUUCCUCACUGUCCUGGGGUCAUCCAUAUUUGCUCUGGGCUCCCACUUCAAAGGAACUCCGUAUCUUUUGCCACUGAUGCUGACGGGCCGGUUGCUUUUUGGUUCCGGAAAUGGGUCGCUCACCAUUGUUCAGAACCGCAUUACUGCCUUCUGGUUCAAGGGAAAGGAGCUGGCUCUGGCCUUUGGGCUCACCCUUUCCUUCUCCCGGCUUGGGAGCGUCCUCAACUUCUUCUUCACCCAGCAGUUUGAAAGUCACUUUGGCAUCCAGUGGACACUCUGGGGAGGGACUGUGCUGUGUGUGUUGGGCUUCCUUUCGGCCAUCAUAGUCAGCGUGCUGGACAAAGUGGGCAUGAAGCAGCUUGGCUUGGAUGGCGUGAUCCAGCAAGAGUCCAAGAAAGUGCGCAUCCAGGAUGUCCGGCGCCUGCCGCUCCGCUACUGGCUCCUGAUUCUCACCAUCAUGUUCUUCUACAACGGGGUCUUUCCCUUUGUGGCAGAUGCCAGCAAGUUUAUCCAAGAUAAGUAUUCUGGCUACAGCCAACAGGCAGCUGCUUAUAUUGCCGGGGCAGUCUACGACAGCUCCCUUGUUCUCUCUGCGGCGGUUGGCAUAUUAAUCGACUAUGUUGGCCUGAGAGGUGUGUUUGCUGUUGGCUGUGCGGUCCUGACUUUGCCCGUCUUCGCUCUCUUGGCCUUCACGUUUGUUCCUCCCCUUGUUUCUACCAUCUGGCUGGGCAUCACCUACUCCUUUGCAGCAGCUAGCAUGUGGCCAUCUAUACCACUUGUGGUCCCCCAGGCAACCCUGGGAACAGCCAUGGGGCUUGCGACUUCUGUUCAAAUGAUUGGAAUUGGCCUCUCAAACGUGAUUGUGGGACGGAUUCUGGGAACAAAGUCCAGUGAACUAAAGAUUCCGCUGUGGCGUUGGCAACAGAUGAUGGUCUUCAUGCUGGCCAACACCAUUGCCUGCAUUGUUGCCUCGGUGAGCCUCAAUAUAGUGGACAAGAAGCAGGGUGGAACGCUGAACCGCACGACAAAGCGCUCCUCCGCAGAGCCGGAGGCGAGGCAGCCGGUGGACACAGCACCACUCCUCAACGAGGAGGUGGAGGAUGAGAGAGCCAUUAACUAACCAGCCUUCUGCGACCGAAUCCAGAGUGCCAGUGGAUCUCAAACAUACCCCGACUUUAUUUCCUCUAAGUGUUUUACAAGGGCAUUCAAACACACCAAGAAAGGGAUUCACACAUGAACACAUGUCAUGUUUAGGAUAAAAAGGAAGAUCUGGAAGCUUGCCUUGACUUCCAGUUCCUAGAAAAUGUAGCUGUUACUUUUUGAAAAGUAUGGGGUUUUUUAAGUCUUUGGGCAUGGGAGACUCAAGAGGGCAGUUUCUGCUGAGAGUGAAGUAGGCUGCACAAUAACUGUUCUCUAACACCUACAUACCUUAUCAGUAUUUUUGUAGCAUUUGGAAUAAAGUGCUUUAAUCGUGACUUCUAUAAGAAAGGGAACUGCUUCCCACAGGGGCCAGCCAGAGGCCUACAAGCAGGGCAUAAAUGACAUAACUCUAAACCCACUCUCAUUGCUCCCCAGCAACUAGUAGUUUGUGGCAUACUGCCUCUGAAGAUGAUAUUUCUAUAUGGUCAUCAUAACUAGUAGCUAUUGAUAGACUUCUUUUAAAGCAGGCCUAUCAACGUAGGGCCCCCCUCAGCUGUUUUUGGACUGCAACUCCCACAAUCCCCAGCCACCAUGACCCAUAGGCAGGGAUUAUGGGAGUUGUAGGCCAGCGUCUGCAAGAGGGCAGAAGUUGAGCAGCCCUGCUUUAAAGGCCCCUAAGCUGGCAUCAGCGUAUCUGGUGGUAGUGAAAGGUGGAUUUCUUUUUCAGAUACAGAAAGUUGCCAGCUCUCACGGCAGAGAUUAUACAGCAGAGGGAAGCAGACAGGCUAUCCUAGAACACACUAAAAGAUAGGAGCAGGUAUGACAAAUAUUGGUAUGGUCUUGUGGUAGCAAGCAUGACUUGUCUCCUUAGUUAAGCAGGAUCUGCCCUGGUUGUAUAUGAAUGGGAGACUUGAUAUGUGAGCACUGCAAGAUAUUCCCCUCAGGGGAGGUUCCAAGUUCCCUCCCUGGCAGCAUCUCUAAGAUAGGGCUGAGAGAGAUUCCUGCCUGCAACCUUGGAGAAGCCACUGCCAGUCUGUGUAGAUAAUACUGAGCUAGAUGGACCAAUGGUCUGACCCAGUACAUGGCAGCUUCCUAUGUUCCUAUGGAUAGAAGACAGACCCUUUGAAAAAUACGUGUUAGAUACCAGUUAUUCCUGUAUUUACCCCAAAGGAAGAGGACUCUAAAUUUAGGAUGAGCCCCCUCCCAUUUCUACUAUCAAAGAACUUGGGGGGAAAACUACUCUUGGAUUCAGGUAACCACAGUAAUAUACCACCUUAUAGAAAAGGUGGUAUUCUACAGUUGGAUCCAGCAAUUUAGACCAGCCCUUGGUUGAGAUACGUUCUAGCUCUAACUUGACCCCUCCCUGAAGGGGACAAGUUAGUCUCUUGGCUAGUUGAGGAAAGGCAGCUGGAAAUGGUAAGGACCUCCAGCAUAAGCUGAUUGGCCAGUUGCCGAUGACUUGAAGGGAAUAGUUGCAGCAUAGAACCAAGAGCGAUAGCCCCUUUCCUUCGAGGCGAGAGGCUGACUUGAGGAUGGGGUCACUAGCUUGCUUGCAGAGGCACUAAAGAUCUGCUCUCAUGCCAUUUGCCUGGAAAGCUCAACACUUUCCUUGAAGUGCAAAGCCCCACUUCACUCUUAAUCACUAACUCACAUUGACACUUUUAAGAGCAACACUACUCACUAACUAUAGGGCGGGCGAAAGGUAUCUACUAAUGCUGUGGAGAAGACAAAUUAGGACAGCUUUGAAGACAACUUGACCAUUGUCUUGAAGUGCAACUAUUAAUUUCAACUAAUGUGAGAACAGAACAGAUGGUGCCAGGGUGAAUCCAAUCACGUUAACUCCUCCCACAGUGACUGAUACAAAGUCACUCUUACAGGAUGUCUGUUCCCAUGACAUACUUUCACAGAUAGGAGAGGAGAAAUUAGGAGAGACUAAUUCCCUCCCUCCCCCAUCUUCCCUUCUCUCUAGGAUUCAGAUUGCAACUCUUUAGAAAAGGGACUGUUUAUACUGUAACCUUUUGGGAUAGGACUUCAGGUAGACUCCGGUCAGUGGAAUGUUUACAAGCCAGUGUAAUGGAAGUUUUAAUAUCAUAGCUUGCUUUACAAUGGCUGACACCACAAAUAAAUGGCAUUUUAUGGAACUUGCCUAUUUCUUCCUUAAGCAGCAACGGCUUCUCUUUAUUAGAAUAGAAACCUGGGCCUGAGAUACUCAAGAGAAUGCUUUCAUGAGCCCCACUGCCUACUAAGAUCAUUUGGGGAGGUCUGCCUGUGGUUGUCACCAGCUCAUUUGGUGGUGACUCAGGGCCAGGAUUUCUCUACAGCCACCCCAAGGCUUUGGCAUGUACACCUUGUGGAGCGAAGAGCAUUAACAUCCCUGACUGCUUUUUAAAAAAUUAUUUGGGUAAUGGUUUUAAAAUGUCUGUUUUGUUUUAAUUUGUGACUUAAAUUUGGGUUGUACAUAAACUGCCCUGAGACUUAUGUUUUGGGCUGUAUACAAGUAUGUUGAAUAAAUAAAUUUAUAUACUGCUCAACUGA
Molecule: messenger RNA, 4129 nt
Organism: Hemicordylus capensis (graceful crag lizard)
Lineage: Eukaryota; Metazoa; Chordata; Lepidosauria; Squamata; Cordylidae
Product: major facilitator superfamily domain-containing protein 1-like
Exons: 13
Coding region: 129-1574 (481 amino acids)
Biological process (GO): transmembrane transport
Molecular function (GO): transmembrane transporter activity
Source: RefSeq, a predicted model, not a curated record